AUGCUUUCAGGUGGGGCAGUCGUGGCUUAUGACAAUAUGAGCCCCUCCGUCUUCCUCCUAUGGCUUGUCACAAUCCCUGUCCUUGCCCACUCUGGCCUAGCUUCUGAUCCUCUAGGGUAUUUUUUAGAUUGCGGGGGCUCCAAAGAGGUAACGGUAGAUAGUAUCAAAUACAUUCCUGAUGGAAGCUACGUCAAGGUGGGUAACACCACCACUAUCAACAAACCAGACUUGCUACCAAUACUAUCAACAUUGCGUUACUUUCCUGAUACAUCGGCUAGAAAAUUUUGCUAUUCAUUUCCCUCCAUCAAAGGUAGCAAAUACCUUGUGAAGACUAUAUACUAUUAUGGAGGUUUUGAUGGAGGGAAGCAGCCUCCUGUGUUUGAUCAAAUCGUUGAAGGAACCAGAUGGAGCAUUGUUAACACCACAGAGGACUAUGCCAAAGGUUCUAGUUCCUACUAUGAGGUUAUUGUAGUGUCAUCAGGGAAGACAUUGAGCGUGUGCUUGGCCAGGAAUUCAAACACAGGGAGUUCAAGCCCGUUCAUUUCAGCUUUGGAGGUGAAGAGGUUGGAUGGUUCUUUGUAUAAUCCUACUGACUUUACCAAGUAUGCACUUGUAUCUGUUGCCAGGCAUGACUUUGGAGGUGAAGAUAUCAUUAGUUUUCCAGAUGACAAAUUCAACCGGAUGUGGCAACCAUUUAAGGACCAGAAUCCUGUUGUGGAAAGUCAUUCAAAUGUAACUAGUUCAGACUUCUGGAACCACCCACCAGCUAAAGCAUUCAGUUAUGGUAUUACCACUAGUAGAGGGAAGACACUUGAAAUUAAGUGGCCACCUGUAUCCCUUCCAAGCACCUACUACUACAUUUCCCUAUAUUUUCAAGACAACAGAAAUCCAAGCCCUUACAGCUGGAGAGUCUUUGAUGUUUCUAUUAAUGGCCAUACUUUUUACUCCAGCCUUAAUGCCACAGCUAAGGGUGUCACAGUUUAUGCUGCACAAUGGCCACUUUCUGGGCAGAGCAAAAUUACCAUGACCCCUGCUGGUGGGGCACCUGUUGGACCCGUGAUCAAUGCUGGGGAAGUUUAUCAGAUUCUGCCUCUUGGUGGUAGAACUCAGACUAGAGAUGUAAUUGCAAUUGGACAUUUGGCUCAAAGCAUUCAGAAUCCACCUCUUGAUUGGAACGGUGAUCCUUGCCUACCUAAAGGGUAUUCGUGGACUGGAGUUACAUGCUCUAAUGAUUUUAUUGCAAGAGUCACCACUGUGAACUUAACAAAUGCCGGGCUGGCUGGGACACUUCCUCCAAGUAUUAGAAAUCUAACCGCACUUGUUCAUCUUUGGCUUGGGGGAAACAAACUCUCAGGCACCAUCCCUGACUUGAGUGAACUGAAGGAGUUACAAACUUUGCAUUUGGAGAAUAACAAGUUUGAAGGAUCACUUCCUCCAUCAACAGUGGAGCUCCCAAAACUACGUGAAAUGUAAGAUUUUGACCCUCUCA
Molecule: messenger RNA, 1489 nt
Organism: Gastrolobium bilobum
Lineage: Eukaryota; Viridiplantae; Streptophyta; Magnoliopsida; Fabales; Fabaceae
Product: probable LRR receptor-like serine/threonine-protein kinase At1g51810
Exons: 7
Coding region: 1-1473 (490 amino acids)
Molecular function (GO): protein binding
Source: RefSeq, a predicted model, not a curated record